Molecule: messenger RNA, 6023 nt
Organism: Trichogramma pretiosum
Lineage: Eukaryota; Metazoa; Arthropoda; Insecta; Hymenoptera; Trichogrammatidae
Exons: 17
Coding region: 1-5328 (1775 amino acids)
Biological process (GO): proteolysis; acrosome reaction
Molecular function (GO): protein binding; serine-type endopeptidase activity
Source: RefSeq, a predicted model, not a curated record
AUGGCGUCGAUGUGCGGAAGCAGUAAGAGCCAUCCAGCUUUGACCACCAGCAGUUUUUACAGACCGGGUGCUUAUCCUUAUCACCAGAGCGAUUACUACCUGCCUGCGCGUUCGGCAUGGUCCAGAGUACCGCCGCACUCGUCAAAAUCGGGCCGAAGCGGCUCGUCAUGGAAAAUCGGCAGUGCUAUGCUGAUCGUCAUUUCGAUGCUGGUCCUCAUAGCGGUUCUUGCAAUUGCUGGAUUGGCACUUUGGAUGGGAGCACUCCGCACAGACUCGAAAACUGCAGUGGUAGGUUUCGCAGGACAGUUCAGAGUGGUGAGGGGCGAAAAAUAUAAUCCAAUGUUAAAACUUAACACUAGUAUGGUUUUCCGUGAGAAAGAACAAAAAUACAAAAAUAUCUUCGAGCUACUCUUCCGAAGAAGUGUACUGGGCCCAGCCUACAAACAGACGAUGAUCGACAAAUUCGAAAACAAUACCCUUAAAGUAUUUUUCAGACUGUAUUUAGACAGAAGGAAGAUCCCUAGAUCAAUAACCAAUGUCGAGGACACCAUCGAGGACAUAAUAGCCAACGAGACAUACUCUAUCUCAUCUCUGUUUAAAGAUAUGGAAUUGGACUUGACGAGUGUGUCUGUUAAACGACUAAACGCCGAGGGCUCGAAUCAAAAGCAAUCGCCGACGACGCAGUCGCAGCAGCGCAACACGAUGAUAACGAAGAACGGCAUACUGCGGCCCAAUCGCAACGUCACCCUCGUAUCGACUCCGAAGCUGAAGCAGCAGCAACAAAUGCGCCCAACCGAGAGCAUCGAGCAGCAGCACGAGAGCAGCUUGGACGUGUCCGAAAUAGACUUUAAUCAGCAGUCUCAUCAGCCAACGGUCAAGGGCACGUUCACAGCCACGAAGCUCAAUGUUUCUAGGUCAACGACUCUGACGAACAGAAACAAGGACGACGAGACUACGGCAAUGAGUGCCGAGACAACCACGCCGACUGCAACGAGCUCGAGCAGUAGCGGUAGUAGUUCGACGCUUGACCCGACGACGACGAAAAUCGAAUCUACGGUCAAGGUUCGCCCGUCGUCGUCGUCGUCGUCGACCCCAAUCUCGAGCACGAGCGGUAUAAGCGACAAAGCGGAAUCGGCCACGACCGACCCGACGAGUACUGCUUCUGCGUCCGCUACUUCUGUCGCUGGCAGUACGACCAGUACGAGGACUAGUGCAAUUACUACCACAGCUACUGCUACCUCUGCUGCUACUACUACUGCGAAAAUUGUCAACGAGUUUCGCGAGCCCGACUUCGAGACUUCGCCCUGGAAACCGAUCGUACCGCCGCAUCUGGCUAUGGAUUUGCCAAAAGUCGGCCUCGAUGUUGUCACCACGUCCAGUACUGAUGCGUCGAUAAAAGGUACCGACAACCCUACGACAAUCAUCGAUCCGUCUCGAGAAACUGAUACGGUAAUGUCAGUCAAUACGUUGAUACCGCCGAUGCUGAGCUCAAUGGACGACGAGGAUAGCGUUUUUCCUCACGAUCGUUUGGUCCCAGAAGACAUGGUCAAUUUCCGACCGAAUGGAAAAUUCAAAAACAAACCCUCGACUAUUGGCAUUCAAAGUCCCGAGGACGAAAAGACUACGAUCGAAACCAGCGGCCAAUUGCAUCCCGAUUCCUACGAUGUUCGGUUGAAAACGUCUUCCAAUGUCAAUGAAGAGCCCUCGACUACUUACAUCAAUCAUAAUCAAGAUUUCAUGGGGGGUAAGAUUUCGACUUAUCCGAUCUAUAACGAAGGUGAUAGUGAGCCAACCAUACUGACUGGAAUCGGAGUAGCGGAGCCAGUACUUGAAUCUGAAUUGGACUUAGAAAGCCGAAAUAAAUACAGCGAAAUUAUGGCCGACGAGCCGGACAAUUCCAACGCAACCAAUACGAAAGAAAAUAUCGAAAAUCACCAUCGCGUUUCGCAAGAAUCAGAGCCAAAGCAGCCGGUUUACACGAGCUACAAAACUCCCGAUUUGAACGGUGGCUCGAAACCACCCUUGGUCCGCAAUCCCGGAACAUUGAAACCUUUCAGUCACACCAUUCCAGUGGAUAAAAUUAAUCCUAUACAGGAUGAGAUAGUGAUCAGUUCCGAGUCCAAGGAAUCGCUGAAAAAGGAUAAGCCAACGAAGCGACCUCCGGGGUCGAUCAUACCCAAUCUCGAAAGAAUCGUCGAAAUCGAAACUUUUGUCAAAGACAAUAGCGAAGAGGCAAAUUCCCAAAAAGAUACAUCUACUCUUACUACUACUUCUACUUCUACUACAACUACAACUACAACAACAACUACGUCUACGUCUACGACUACGACGGCUCCUCCUACUACGAGUAUUACUGCUAGUACUACGGGAAAAAUUACUGAUUUUGACGCUUUCAAUGAAACUUUGAUCGAUGAAAGUCCAAUCUUGAUCCAGCCGGUAAUUGGUAGUAUCGUUGGAAUCGCUGCUAUCGAAGAAAUCGACGUAGACGUACCUAAAAACUUAUCAUCAGUUCAGGUAAACAUAGAGCCAAUAAUACCUGAGUUAAAGGUCAGCGAGAGUCAAACGAGCACGCCACAAAUAAAUUUAAGCGAAACCUCUAGUCAACCGAGCACAUCGGAGCAGUCCACGAUGAGAACUUACAACGAUACGUCCAAACCCAAUGUAGUCGUAGAUCUGGUGACCUUGGCCCCGGUCAAGAGCAAUUCGGGAGUGGGUCGACCCAUCCGACCAAGACCCAAAAUCGAUAAAAAUAAGCGUCCUCAGACCAUCGCCACCAGGCUGAGCGUGACCAAUGCCAAUUCUUCGGCGGACACGAUUCUUUUGGAGAGAAUUUUCGGAUUGCAAAAUAAUACACUGCAAAAGCCUCAGGUGCAUAAGGACGUGAUCGAGGAACCAGCUAUGGCAACUUUGGGACAGAUUGUUGAGGUUGUCACGACGAUAAGCACAAAGGUCUCGUCGAGCAUUCAAGCUGAUCAAAUUCCAUCUACGUUCGAGUCUGCGGUGGUAUCAGUAAAAAAUCAGACAUCUGAAAAUUCAACAAAAGCAGCUGAUGACAAGGUUGAUGCAAUUCAAAAUAAAGAACAAUACUUGAUGGACAAUCUUCGAAAGUUAGCAGCAAUUAGAACAGGUAACGAGAAACCAACGAAGACAAGGAACGAAGCAACGCAAGCACCGCCUUUGCCCAUGAGAACAAAACCGUCGAAUAUCAUCGACCUGGAAAAGCUGAAAAAAAUAGCAGACGUCAUAGCAAAAGGAAAUAAAACCUUCGGAAUUACAUUACCUAAAGAAACUACCCUCAAUUUUACGUUCAGUCGUGACGGCGUUCCGGUGUUGACCAAAACCUUAACCAGAGUCGAGGAACGAAGUGACAAAAUGAUUUUUCCAGUAGCUGAUUUCAAUGAAACCCUUGAUCUUCCCUGCGACGGCUUUCGAUGCAACGACGGUAAAUGUUUACCACGAUCUGCAAAGUGCAACAUGUUUGGCGAAUGCUCAGACUCCGAGGACGAGAUCAAUUGUACCUGCGCUGAGUUCUUGAAGGCUCAGAGACACGACAAAAAGAUUUGCGAUGGCGAUGUAGAUUGUUGGGAUUACUCGGAUGAGGCUGAUUGUGACUGGUGCAAAGACGGCCAGUUCGUCUGCGGCAACAGUAAGUACUGCAUCGACCAGAUCCAGGUGUGCGACGGUGCACCGGACUGCCCGAACGGCGAGGACGAGAAGAAGUGCGCCGCUCUGAUCGACGAGGAGAUCCUCCAGCCGAACUUGGAGCAGACCUAUCGUCAUCCGUUCGGCGACGAUCUCGAGGAUCUGCUGAGCGAUCAGCCCUCGUUGGCCGACAGAAUAAUCUCGGACGAGGACAACGCCGACGACGAAAAUGACGACGACGACGACGACGACGACGACAGCUCGAGCUCGCUGGAUGCCAUCGUCGAGGACAGCCUGCUGCGCACCGACGACAACUUGACCGACGUCGUUUCCGGCCGCGAGAUACACAAGUCGAAGAACCGUAACAAUUUACUGCGUCCCUCGCUGUCGUCCGCCAAGACGAACUCGAACCAAGCCGCUUAUCCUUACGCCAAGUACAACUACAGGCCUGAAGUCAACAAUUACAACGAUCGAGGCUUUCUGAGCAUACGAAAAAACGGCAAGUGGGGAAAGCUGUGUCUGAGCGACGAGCUGCUGCAGAGGCGAAGUUUACCCUGGUCCAUCGAGGAUCUCGGACGAGCCGUGUGCAAAACCAUAACUUAUCAAGAUUUCGCCAAGGUCGAGCAGGUGCAGGAGGAUCGUUUUUCGCGGGACAAAAACUACUACAGUCUGUCGCUGAGCAACGACAGACCGCUGGAGAAGAACAGUCUGACCUUCACACCGACGGAGUGUCCCAAUCGCCAGGUCCUCAGAGUGAAGUGCAAAAAUUUCGAGUGCGGCAUCAGAACGCAGGCAACGACUCAAGCGAGAGUCGUCGGCGGUGGUAGCUCCAGCACCGGAAGUUGGCCGUGGCAGGUUGCGCUCUACAAAGAGGGCGAGUACCAAUGCGGCGGUUCAAUCAUAAGUGAUCGCUGGAUCAUAUCGGCAGCUCACUGCUUUUACAAAUCGGAGAACGAAUAUUGGGUGGCGAGAAUCGGUACGACGAAACGCGAGAGCUUGCCGAGCCCGUACGAGCAGGUGCUGAGAGUCGACUACGUCGUCACGCAUCCCAAUUACAACAACACGGGCUAUAUCAACGACAUCGUCCUGCUGAGGCUCGAGAAGCCGAUGACGUUCAGCGAUUACGUCAGGCCGGUCUGUUUGCCGUCGAGGGAGCCGCAACACGACGAAUUGUGCACGGUCACCGGAUGGGGUCAACUUUACGAGAUCGGCAGGAUUUUCCCCGAGACGCUGCAAGAGGUCGAGGUGCCAGUCAUCUCCACGGGGAUGUGCAUCAUGCAAACGGUCUUCUCGUCUCUGUACAGAAUCUCGCCGGGAAUGUUCUGCGCGGGUUACAAGGCGGGCGGAAGGGAUGCUUGCCUCGGCGAUAGCGGUGGACCUCUGGUUUGUCCUGGUCCCGACAAUAAGUAUACCCUGCACGGAAUCACGUCCAACGGUUUCGGCUGCGGCCAAGCCGACCGACCGGGCGUCUACACGAAGGUACACUACUACAUCGGCUGGAUUCAGCAGGUCGUGGCGCGGCAGAAUCCGACCACGGCCACGUCCCACUGCCGCGGGCAUCGCUGCCCGCUGGGCAGGUGCCUGUCGAGGUCGCGCGUCUGCAACGGCUUCCAUGAGUGCUCGGACGGCAGCGACGAGCGCAACUGCAGCGGCGCGGCCAGCAAUCCCGACGGAUUAUUUCGAUAACACGAGGGUAUAGCGCGGGAACGGCUUCGACGCCGUUGGCAAAUUGUAAAAAAUAAACUACUACUUAAUUAAAGACUGAUUUAUGUUUGCGCAGAAGAAUCGAGGGAUUGAAUGACUGACUGUUUGCAAGACGAUACGCGUGCUUGAUGUCGUGUGAUUUUUAUAUUUUUAUAAGGCGUAAUUAUUACUUUAUGUAUUUGAUAAACUACAUAAAUCGAAGGGUAUCAAAUUAACGCAAUGAAAAACUUUUAGAUAUCCGCAAAGUUAUUACACUUACGAUAGAAAUAAUUAAAGACAAAAAAAUUUGUUUUUAUUAAAAUGAUCAAUAUUUUGUGCGAAAAAUAUAAAUAUUUAGCUACUAAGAAUUGUAUAAGUAGAUAACAAAAUUAAUUCUACAGAUAUUGUUUACGUUAUUUUAAAUUAAAUAUGAUAAUAUUGUACAUAUUAUUUGAUAAGAUCAAUGCUCUUAGUACUAACUCACGUCAAUUACUCUAAUUUGAUACUCAAUCGUAACAAAAUACACGUCUUUGUAAAAAAAGUUAGAAUAUUUUUAAUGAAUUUGACAAUUAAUUGUUUUUUGAAACAAUGGAUUAUUCGUGAUAAUGGAAAGUUAUGCAUAAGGGCGUCAUUACGUUAUACACCCGCUGUAAGUUUGUGAAAAUAAUAAUCGAAUAAAAUUCACGUACUAUUUUGCA